This is a messenger RNA of Ipomoea nil (Japanese morning glory), 1830 nucleotides long. Its product is annotated as allantoate deiminase. The record is from RefSeq and is a predicted model, not a curated record. Lineage: Eukaryota; Viridiplantae; Streptophyta; Magnoliopsida; Solanales; Convolvulaceae. Gene Ontology annotation, molecular function: hydrolase activity, acting on carbon-nitrogen (but not peptide) bonds, in linear amidines. Bases 79 to 1578 code for a protein of 499 amino acids. The transcript has 12 exons.
AUCCACUUGAGAUUUGGUUUGAGUGGGAGAAGUUUUGUUCAAGUGCCGUGGCCAACUUUUCUGGCUUCUCUUCUCCACAUGCUUUGCUCACCCUCCAUGCCCAUGGCGACGCAUUCUUCCUCCUUUUCUCACCAAACCCACACGUCUCUCAAACCCCAUGCAAUCCUCAUCUCAAUCUUUCCCUUCUUCCUGCUCUUUUUGUGUCCAGUUAUCGCAUUUUCUGGUUCUGAAAAUGGAGUAGGCACAAAAUAUGAUUUGUUUCCACAAAUCCUAAAGGAGGAGGCUGUGUCAAGGCUAUAUGAGCUUGGAAAGGUUAGUGAUGCGGAUAACUAUCUAGAGAGGACUUUCCAAAGCCCAGCUUCGGUAAGAGCUGGAAACCUGAUCCGUUCAUGGAUGGAGGAUGCGGGUUUGAGAACAUGGAUAGACCAAAUGGGAAAUGUUCAUGGUCGAAUUGAGGGGAUUAAUCCAAGUGGGAAGGCUUUGUUAAUUGGCUCUCAUUUGGACACUGUUAUUGAUGCUGGAUAUUUUGAUGGCUCGCUUGGAAUAAUAACCGCGAUAUCUGCAUUGAAGGUUUUGAAAACAACCGGGCGAUUAGAGAAACUAAGCAAACCGGUGGAGGUUAUUGCUUUCAGCGAUGAGGAAGGAGUUAGGUUUCAGUCGACCUUCUUGGGUAGUGCGGCUAUUGCCGGUACAUUACCAGUUACAACAUUGCAUAUACAUGAUAAGGGUGGUGUGACAAUGCAAAGCGCUCUCAGAAAAAACUCUAUAGAUAUUACAGAAGAAAACCUAUUGAAGCUCAAAUACGACCAAGAAUCUGUUUCAGACUAUAUUGAAGUUCAUAUUGAACAGGGUCCCGUGUUAGAGAAUCUUGGCCUUCCUCUUGGUUUAGUUAAAGGCAUUGCAGGACAGACAAGGUUAAAGGUGACGGUGAGAGGCACACAAGGGCAUGCAGGAACGGUACCCAUGGCUAUGCGCCAAGAUCCUAUGGUUGCAUCUGCUGAACUGAUUGUAUUAUUGGAAAACCUUUGUAAACAACCCGAGUAUUAUCUCUCCUAUGACGAUGAAUGCCAGACAUCAACGGUGAAAUCUCUUGCAGGGUCUCUCGUCUGUACUGUUGGAGAAAUUUCAACCUGGCCAAGCGCAAGUAACGUCAUACCAGGCCAGGUGAAAUUCACUGUAGACAUAAGGGCAAUGGAUGAUACAGGACGAGAAGCUAUCAUCUAUGAAUUUUCGAACCGCAUGCAUCAGUUAUGCGACAAGCGCAACAUUUUUUGUGUCAUUGAACGCAAGCACGAUGCAAAUGCAGUGGUUUGCGAUCGCGAACUGAGUUCGCAGCUAAAAUCUGCAGCACACACCGCUUUUACAAGAAUUACCGGGGAGACAACCGACGAUGAUGUGCCUGUACUGAUGAGUGGAGCUGGGCACGACGCAAUGGCCAUGUCUCGUCUAACCAAGGUCGGGAUGCUAUUUGUGCGCUGCCGUGGAGGCAUUAGUCAUUCCCCCGAAGAGCACGUGUUGGACGACGAUGUUUGGGCAGCUGGUAUGGCAAUCUUGGCGUUUCUGGAGACGCUCUUGUAAGUACUCGCUCAAUCCAAAUACCCACGGGAGAGCCCCCUCUUGAUUCAUUCGAUUGAUUCAACGAGCCGACGGGAGAGCCCCCUCUUGAUUCUAGUUGAUUCAACUAGACUCGGCUGAAUUAGUCUCAUCUUGUAUAAUAUGGAUAUUAGCACAAUAUGAAAAAAAAAAAAAAAAAAACCUUUGUAGGAAACAUUGCCUAGCAAUUUUAUUCUACAAUUGUGAAUAUGCAAUAAAGUCAGUGGUCUUUAUUUU